CAGGAAAUCACACCUAAAGUUUUGUCUGGUAAAGGACUGAACGCUACAGACGCAGCAGGUAGGGAUUAGACCUGUACUCCUCCACACAGCUUUCUGCAGAGCUUCCUACUGACCUGCUCUGCUUUUAGGGACAUUCCUCCACAGGCACCGGCAGGUUUCCAGCUGGAAUGUUCUGGCUUCGUCCUGAGGGCUUCUGACUGUCUCUGACUACCAUAGCCUAACUCACCUCACACAGCACAGUCAGCGGCUACAGGCAUACAGACCACAGCCAUGAAGCUCCACAGCCUCUGCAUCAAUGUUCUGCUUAUCCUCGUCUUCUUGACCAUCUACAACCCCUCAGGGGCAGAAGAGAGGCAAGGUGCCUCUAAUGGAAAUGCACUGCGCAAGCUAUUUAAGAAAAGAGAAGUCCAGAGCAGGCCUGCAGGCGAGCUAGUCGUCUCUCAGGUAAAGGCUAAAGAAUUUCUCUCAGCCCCCCGGAGGCCCAGGAGGAACCUGUGGGACCGCAGCCGUCCAGAUGUGCAGCAGUGGAUCCAGCAGUUCAUGUACAUGGGCUACGACGAGGCUAGGCUUGAGACGGACCUCUCUCACUGGAUGGACUACGCCAGAGCAAAUGACCAAGGGAGGCAGCAUCAUUAUGAUGAGAACGCUGCAAUGGGACCACAACAUCCCAGCUCCUACAGACAUGGUGCCAAUGUCAAUUAUGAUUAUUAUUAG
Messenger RNA from Colossoma macropomum (tambaqui), 714 nucleotides. It is a transcript of the gene ecrg4b, whose product is annotated as ECRG4 augurin precursor b. The coding region runs from base 271 to 714 and encodes 147 amino acids. Gene Ontology annotation, biological process: G1 to G0 transition; central nervous system development; cellular senescence. The transcript is spliced from 5 exons. Lineage: Eukaryota; Metazoa; Chordata; Actinopteri; Characiformes; Serrasalmidae. The record is from RefSeq and is a predicted model, not a curated record.